Molecule: messenger RNA, 2637 nt
Organism: Sporothrix brasiliensis 5110
Lineage: Eukaryota; Fungi; Ascomycota; Sordariomycetes; Ophiostomatales; Ophiostomataceae
Product: glycoside hydrolase family 5
Exons: 2
Coding region: 1-2637 (878 amino acids)
Biological process (GO): ergosteryl 3-beta-D-glucoside catabolic process
Molecular function (GO): steryl-beta-glucosidase activity
Source: RefSeq, a predicted model, not a curated record
AUGGCGCCAAUCCGCCUCAUCAUUGAGGAUGGCGUCUUCAAAGACUCCGUCGGACGGCAGCUUGUGUUGCGGGGGAUCAACGUCGCUGGCGACGCCAAGCUGCCGAGCGCCCCUGAGAUGCCGUCACAUAUCGCCAAGGACUUCUUCGAAGGCGACAAGGUCACCUUUCACAAGCGGCCCUUCCCCAAGGAAGACGCACAUCUGCACUUUUCGCGGUUAAAAAAGAUGGGAUACAACACGAUACGCUAUGUGUUCACCUGGGAGGCGAUCGAGGCAGCCGGCCCAGGCAAGUACGACGAGGAGUGGAUCCAGCACACAGUCGACAUCUUGCGCAUCGCAAAGGAGUACGGGUUUUACGUCUUCAUGGACCCCCACCAGGACGUGUGGUCCCGGUUCACAGGCGGUUCUGGCGCGCCGAUGUGGACAUUGUACGCCUGUGGCCUCAACCCAGAGAAAUUUGCCGUCACCGAGGCCGCCAUUGUGCAGAACACGUACGAAGAUGUCGACAACUUCCCCAAGAUGAUAUGGUCGACAAAUUACUUCCGUCUAGCCGCCGCAACCAUGUUCACGCUCUUCUUUGCUGGCCGCGACUUUGCGCCCAAGUGCAUCAUCGACGGCCAAAACAUCCAAGAUUACUUGCAGGGCCACUUCUUAGCGGCUAUUGGCCAUCUCGCCAAGCGCAUUAAAGAGGCCGGCGACCUGGAGAAUGAUGUUGUCUUUGGCUGGGAGAGCCUCAACGAACCCAGCAAGGGCAUGAUUGGCUACCAGGACAUCAGCGUCAUCCCCAAGGAACAGGCCCUGAAAAAGGGCACGUCGCCGACCAUCUUCCAAGCCAUGCUUACUGGAAUGGGUCGGUCGGUGGAGGUCGACGUGUGGGAGAUGGGCGGUCUUGGCCCCGUCAAAUCCGGCCGCAAGCUGGUCGACCCAGGCGGCGAGAAGGCCUGGCUGCCGGCCGACUACGACGACAGCCGCUACGGCUGGAAACGUGACCCUGGUUGGAAACUUGGCGAAUGUAUCUGGGCACAGCACGGGGUGUGGGACGCGUCUUCGGAGAACGACGUUCUGCUGCGCAAGAACUAUUUUGCGAAAAAUCCACGCACAGGCGAAACGAUCGACUACCCAUGCUUCUCCGACUCGUACUUUAUGGACUACUUCCGCGCCAACCGCGACAUCGUGCGCAAGUACCACCCAGAUGCCAUCAUGUUGCUCCAGGGCCCCACAAUGGAGCUACCGCCGAAUAUCAAGGGCACGAAAGACGACGACGAACGCAUGGUCUACGCGCCUCACUUUUACGACGGCAUCACCCUCAUGACGAAGAAGUGGAAUCGCACAUGGAAUGUGGACGUGCUUGGCGUGCUGCGCGGUCGGUACUGGCACCCGGCCUUUGCCAUCCGUGUCGGCGAGUCCGCCAUCCGCAACUGCUUCCGUGACCAGCUGGCGGCCAUGCGCCAAGAAGGCCUGGAUCGCGUUGGCGACCAUCCGUGCAUCCUGACUGAAUUUGGUAUUCCCUAUGAUAUGGACGACAAGCACGCAUACAAAACAGGUGACUACUCCAGUCAGUCGGCCGCCAUGGAUGCCAAUCACUAUGGCGUGGAGGGGGCGCUCAUGGAGGGCUACACGCUGUGGGUGUAUAUGACGGAAAACGACCACCUGCGGGGUGACCAGUGGAACGGCGAAGAUCUCUCGAUUGUGUCACAAGAUGACUCUCUGCUGCCCGUAUCGCACCGGCCCAAGACGAUUCCCGAUCGCGCAACGGCGCCGGCUCUGCGGCGCGUGGUGACGUCAUCCUCCAUCGGGGCCGGCGAGGCGCCGACGUCGUCCGCGAACUUGUCAACAGCGUCAACAGACGUGCCAAACCAGGGCCAGCCGAGACGAAGCGAUGUCGAUCAGGACGACAUGGUUAACCCGGGCAACAUCAAGCAAGUGCUGACACAGCCGUCCAUCUCGUCGCGGCCGGCCAGCACCAAUGGCCACGCCGGCAACUCCGGCAACAACGAAACCACCGCCAAUGAUGGAAACACCAACACCGUGGGCUCGUCGAACUCGAGUCCUGAGCUUAGUAAUGCGCCGGGAUUUCGUGCUGCGGAGGCAUACGUGCGCCCUGCACCGAUUGCGACAAGCGGUGAGAUUGCCGAGUACGGGUUCAACCUGCGGCAGGCCGAGUUCAAUCUGAAGGUGUAUGGAUUGUCAGACGAAAAGCGGCUGGCAGCGGCCAAGAAGGAAGCGGCAACUUUGGCUGCAGACACCCCCGAGGGGGAAGAGGCCCGUCGCGAACGCUCUCUUGUCGGCGCCGACCUCAUCAGCCUUAAUUUAGCGCCUGGCGGCGAGGCAGCUGGAGGUGACGACGGCAACGGCGGACUCUUGCCUCUGCCGACUGUUGUGUGGCUGCCCGAGUACCACUUCCCAGAGGACAGCAUUGACGUCGAGGUCAGCGCUGGCCGCUGGGAGAUCUCGUGGGACGCGGAGGAGACGGCGACGCUGCAGCGGCUGCGCUGGUGGCACCCACCAGGCACGCAAACACUCAAGAUCAAGGGGCGCGUGCGCAAGUACAACGAUGUCGAAGGGGCGACCGGUAGAGAGGACGGAUACUACGACCAGCUCAGCAACUGGCUGGAGGGGGGCUGUAGUGUGAUGUAA